AUGCAACGCCAUCUUGGCCUGCUGGUGAAAAACCUACCACCACAUCUACCUAGCGCAUCUAUAAAGCAGUUCUUUGAUAAGUAUGCUAAAGUUUCAGAUAUCUACACUUUCCGUAGAUCGCCAUUUGGGGGUCAUACAGGCCAAUCUUUGAUACACUUUGAGAAUGCAGUUGAGCUAAACAAAGCGCUUAAAUUGAAUGGUAGAAGUUUGAAAGAUUACAAGCUCAUCGUUGAGCCCACUGUAGAAGCUGCUCACGAGAUAGAUAUACCAAUAGAGAGACCAGUACGGACAAAGUUUCGCAGUCAGCUACUAUAUGUCACUGGACAACCGUUGGAUUCCACAGAGGAGGAGCUCACGAGGGCGUUUAGGAAGUUUGGUACCGUACGCUGGAUUGAGCAAUCCCAUCAGGAUCGUAAGAAAUUUGCGUUCGCUUAUGCGUUUGUAAUGUACGAAUCGCCAGAUUUUGCGACCAAAGCAUACGAGAAUGGUGUAUACAUAAGGGAUAAUAUUAAAUUGAAGAUAUCGUUCUUCAAGAGACCUAUUAAAUAUCCCAAGGACGGUAACUUCAGCUUCCAAGAUAAAGCCGGUAAACGACAUCGGUGA
Molecule: messenger RNA, 603 nt
Organism: Wallemia mellicola CBS 633.66
Lineage: Eukaryota; Fungi; Basidiomycota; Wallemiomycetes; Wallemiales; Wallemiaceae
Exons: 3
Coding region: 1-603 (200 amino acids)
Cellular component (GO): nucleus; ribonucleoprotein complex; cytoplasm
Molecular function (GO): mRNA binding
Source: RefSeq, a predicted model, not a curated record